AUGUUUCUAGCCGACUGCGGUAUGCUUGGUACUGUGCGUGGUGCAUCGGUUAGCGUGACGUCAACGCAGCUUUGCGGAACCGCUACUUACACGUGUGACCUUGGUUACGGUUACACAGGGGGUAACCUCACACGCACGUGUCAGUCCUCGGCACAAUGGAGCGGAACCAAACCAGUUUGCGUUUAUCGUGCUAUAAUUUCACGUGCGAUUCUUUUGGUUCUUUGUGGAGAGCUUUGUACCGCAUGUGGUCGAAGACGCUCUUCGCAAGUGCUGGAUAAGGCGCCGCCCUCUCUGUCCGGCUGUCCAGGGAAUCUGCAUUACUACACGGACCCCCUUAAGCUGUACUCCACCCAUGUUGAAUGGACGGAACCUACGGCAUGGGACAACAGCGACGGCAGUGUUGGUGCGCAACGCAUCGAAGGAAACGGCCCAGGACACGUGUUUUACGUCGGUUUGCAUACGAUAAGGUACAUGACAAAGGAUAACACAGGGAACACGGCGACCUGUGGGUUUACUGUUACGGUUGAAGCGAAAUAUUGCAGACCAUGGGCUACGGUUAGGCAUGGUUGGGUUGUUUGUGACCCCUCUGUUGACAUGUUGGUUGGCACGCUUUGCACGUUUGGAUGCUUUCCCGGUUACAAUUUGCACGGUUCGAACACAACUAUCUGUGAGGCGCAAGAUCGUUGGAGUGUAACAAGUCUUCCCACAUGCGUUCAUGUGACCCCUCCAAUGUACGCAGAAUGUCCCUCGCUGCUCGUGUUCUAUGCAGACAAAUCGCACGAUUUCACCACAGUUAACUGGCAGGAACCUCUUCACUCUGACAACGCUGGUUUGGCAGGAACAGUCGCAAGACAAGUUCGCGGCCCAUCACCGGGUACAGUGGUGCAAGUGGGCGAAUACACUGUUGUCUACCAGGCAUGGGACAGUGAGAACAACACAUCCACCUGCGAAAUACAACUAGCGGUUAAACAGAUCACUUGUCACAGUUUAUACCCACGCCCAUACACGAAGGUAGAGUGUACGGAUGGCAGGCGCUUUGGCUCGCAGUGUGGCUUUACGUGCCAGGAAGGGGCAUCUCUCAAAGGCGACAACAUCGUCUAUUGUGAUGCAUGGAACUCAAGUGACAUCUUGUAUGGCAUGUGGACGUUUGGAUCCUCACAACCAUUCUGUGAACUGGAAGGAAAAUGCUUACGCCCCAGUGCUCCCGAGCACGGUGCGCUCUCGUGUGACACCUGGGCAGGAGGAGCAUAUUGCGUGUUGCAGUGCGAAAAAGGAUACGUGGUCCAAGAUUCAGAGUUCGAUCCUCUUCUCACGUGCAGCGACAUCAGUGGCGUGUUCUCAAAUGUCAAAGAUGAUGGAAAAUUGCCGCCAUGUACAGCAUGGGAACCGGAUCCGUUUUUCAAUUACCAGCUUGAUGAGUACUAUUACUUUGAUGGCGAUUGUUGGGCAGCCAAAGAGCAGAUCAAGCAGAACUUCAUAGCCGCCCUUUUAUCCAGUCUGGGAAAUGUGUGCACAGCGACAAACUGCAAUGCUUCUUAUGUUGAGGUUUACUGUUUCAACGAAACUCGUCAAGCAAGGGAACGCCGUUCAGUACCAAAGACUCUGACGGUAUCUGUGAUACUGACUGUGUCUGGCGAAGGUCAGAACAAACUUUCACCUACUGAUGCCAUUAUGAUGCAAGAACAAAUAUAUCGGGCAAGGACUGAAAGCAACGCAAGUCUCGAGAUAGGUCACGGACAAUACAUGCAAUUAACCUCUUUACAUGUUUCUAAUCCCGAAGUCACGUGCUCACUUGGAUCGAUUGCGGACAGUGUAAUGCUUGCGUGUGGUAAGGAGAACUUUAGCUCUUCUACAUAA
This is a messenger RNA of Dreissena polymorpha, 1857 nucleotides long. RefSeq lists its product as uncharacterized. Lineage: Eukaryota; Metazoa; Mollusca; Bivalvia; Myida; Dreissenidae. Bases 1 to 1857 code for a protein of 618 amino acids. The transcript has 9 exons. The record is from RefSeq and is a predicted model, not a curated record.